AUGAAGACCUUCAAUAUCUUCAUAACUGCAAAACGAUACCAACAUAUUGACCAGUUUUUUCAUAGUUAUAACCAGCUUGCAAUUCCACCCAACAACAAGAACCGCAUGAUAAAACUCAGCACCAUCAUUACUUAUUUUACCAACAAAUUUGGCUCAUACUACGUCCCCAAUCAAUCACUCAGUUUGGAUGAAGGUACAAUGUCGUGGCGUGGUCGUUUAUCCUUCAAGGUUUACAACCCCAAUAAGCCUGAUAAGUAUGGGGUAAAGUUGUACAUGCUUGCUGAGGCAGGGACUGGUUAUAUUAUUGAUUUCGAGGUUUAUUCUGGAGUGGGCAAGAUAACAGUUGAGACAGUGAUGGGCCUUAUGCGACCCUUGUUGAACAAAGGUUAUCAUCUUUAUAUGGACAAUUAUUAUAACUCUGUCCAUCUCACUGAAUUGCUAAGGGAAAAUGGUGUGUACACUUGUGGAACACUGAGAUUGCAGCGUGGUGCCCCCAAAGAGCUGCAACAACUUGCAAAAGGUAAAUUCGCUGUUGAUCAGACUAUUUUCAGGCGCAAGGAUAACAUUUUCGUUAUCCUAUGGAAAGACAAGAGAGUGGUGUCAGUGAUCACAAACUGCCAUAAUGCUGACACCCCAGGAAGUACAGAGAAGGAAGAGAGUGAAGAAACGCGACGGAACAUCUCACUUCAGAUUGUAACUGUGAACAAACCAACAGCCAUUUGCGACUACAACACCAACAUGAAGGGAGUUGAUCACUUCGACCAAAUGGUCAAAUAUUACAGGUUCACCAGGAAAUCACAUAAGUGGACUAAGAAGAUCACAUUUUAUUUCCUUCAGAUGGCUAUACACAAUGCCUAUGUGUUUUAA
This is a messenger RNA of Procambarus clarkii (red swamp crayfish), 867 nucleotides long. Its product is annotated as piggyBac transposable element-derived protein 4-like. Lineage: Eukaryota; Metazoa; Arthropoda; Malacostraca; Decapoda; Cambaridae. The record is from RefSeq and is a predicted model, not a curated record.